GCUUAGCCUCACACGGGCAUUAUGACUGAGAUGUGAACGCGCAAGCAAGUUCAGAGAGCAAAGCAGAUGACAGAGAUACAGUUCUAAACAAGAGAAAGUGGUAUAGUAAGAUUAAGCGCUCUUAUCAUUUCUAGGCGGAUUUUCUUUUUUCUGUGCGUAAAUUAUUAACUGUAGGCUACUUUAGUACUUUAUGCGUUACAUGCUUCCAAAUGGGCAAAAAUCAGUUAGACUAAACUCUAAAUAUCUAAGUUAUAAAAAAACAGAAAGUAUCAGUAAUCGCGAUUAAAACGCAUGUAUCUGCAACUCCAAAUACCCUAAAAGCGUUGCAAUGGAAAAAUCAAAGAACUUCAGGAUCGACGCACUUCUGGCUGAAGAACCAUAUCGGGGGACCCGAGAAGCAUCACCUGGACUGAGCAUCGACAGCCCUACGGGUAGCCCGGUGUCCUGCAGGCGCGCCGACACUCCGUCCCCUCGCGGGACCCCGGGUGCCAUACACCUCCAAACCGGAAUCAUACCUAAACCAGGGCUGCUCAGUCUUCCACACCCGGGACUCACUUCACUUCCAGGCAUGUACACAACUCCCAUGUACCCUAUUUCAGCUUUGGGAGGUCAGCACCCUGCCUUGGCGUACUCGGGUUUUACGCAGCUGACGCAGCCGUAUCCGGAGCAGCUAAAGGCAGCGGCGAUGGCCGGAUCUUUACCCCUGGAACACUGGAUACGAGCUGGCAUCAUGGUACCACGACUGCCCGAUUACACCUGUGAGUGGGGUAGCGUUCAGAUGACGUCCCCCCAGUCCGGUUUGAUGGGUAAAUGUCGUAGGCCGCGGACAGCAUUCAGCAGUCAACAACUACUGGAGCUGGAAAACCAGUUUAAACUUAACAAGUACCUUUCCAGACCCAAACGCUUCGAAGUGGCCACAUCGCUCAUGCUGACUGAGACACAGGUCAAGAUCUGGUUCCAGAACCGUCGAAUGAAGUGGAAACGUAGUCGUAAGGCUAAAGAACAGGCCACGCAGGUAGAGGUCAAAUGUCAGCGCGGGGGAUCCAAACCAACCAAUGAGAGGCCAGGAAGGGAUGGCCGCAGGGCCAUAGCUCAGAGUGUGGAAGAGCACAAGGAAGAGGACGAUCUUGAGGAGGAAGAGGAGGAAGAUGAGGAGGAAAGGCAACACACAUUCAUAAACGACAACCUUAAUGUACCACGUUGCACAGAUUUUCUGCACCACACGUCUGCAUUAGGAUACCACCCUGACAGCCCGUUCUCUGAGGACGACAUGGAGGAGGUUGGAGGAAGUGAUAGGAAGAUUGGGGUAGGGUUAUGAAAAGAUAUCCAUAUGGAAACUGAGACUGCAUUACCUCACAGCAACAUUACAGUCCUGUGCUGUGGUCUGACUAUGGCAACUGUAAAAUGAAAGAAACAAGACUAUAAAAGCCAACCAUUUUCCCACUAAAAGACACAUGAAAAGCCAACCACCAGAAUGAAUUUCACUGAUCCGCACCUGAUGGUGUUGGUAAGUACAGGUGUUAAUGAAACUCAUACAGAGUAAACAUAAAAUAUAACAAAUAAUAAAUAUUUAAGCUGUGUUCCAAAACUUGUAGAUGGCAAAGGACAUCACAGAAUCUCUCUCUGUUAUUUUGUCUCUAUAUGUAUGGACGCACACAUAUUACCAUUCUAAAGUUAGGGGUCAACAAUAUUUUUAUUUUUAUUUAAAGGAAAUGAAUACUUUUAUUCAGCAAGGAUGCAUUAAAUGAUUAAAAGUGACAGUAAAGACUAUUAUAAUGUUACAAAUGCAAAUU
This is a messenger RNA of Cyprinus carpio (common carp), 1793 nucleotides long. RefSeq names its product motor neuron and pancreas homeobox protein 1-like. The record is from RefSeq and is a predicted model, not a curated record. Lineage: Eukaryota; Metazoa; Chordata; Actinopteri; Cypriniformes; Cyprinidae. Gene Ontology annotation, molecular function: DNA binding; DNA-binding transcription factor activity, RNA polymerase II-specific. Gene Ontology annotation, biological process: regulation of DNA-templated transcription.